ACGCACACAAACACCCAACCGUCGUUUCGUCGAAAUCGCAUGUGGUUGUGCAGAGCUAAUGAAUUGUAGCUAGUUCAGUGUCAAGAUCGAUUGAAAAAUGUAAAUAGUGACUUAGGCAGAAUCAAGCCGGAUGGAAAAGGAUUUUCCCUAAUCAAAGUGCCUCCAGACGAAAUUCACCGAGUUUAUACAACAAAAUGUCGAAUACAAAACCGUGCAUAUUUUGCGAUAUUGUCGCUGGCAAAAGCCCCGAUACUGUCAUUGAAUUUUCCAACGAACAUAUUAUUAUUUUCAACGAUAUUCGACCAGCUUCUGAUUACCAUUAUUUGGCCGUUCCCAAAAAUCACAUGCAAAAUGUGCGUGAAUGCACUCUCGACGAUAAGGAUUUGAUUAUUGAAAUGCAGAAUGAGCUACGUAAUCUUCUGAGUGUAAAAAAUGUGAAUCUUGACGAUGUUUCGUAUGGAUUUCAUUGGCCACCAUUUACCAGCAUUGAUCAUUUGCAUAUGCACGCGAUUGCACCAGUUUCGAAAAUGGGCUUCGUGCAACGACUCGUAUUCAAGCCAAUAAAUAUGUGGUAUUGCACGCCGGAAUACGUGUUAUCGAAACUGAAACCAGCCACUCAUACAUAGAAUGUGUUCCAAUAAUCUUGAUAUUUUUUCUAGACUUUAGAACGGCUUUGUAGCUUGUUUUUUCUUAAUGAAAUUUCGCUUUAAAAUUUAUUUAAAAUUGUUAAUUAAUCGUAGGGGAAUAAAGAGAUGGGCUUGACAAAAAAUAACAAGUAAUAAAUUAAAACUAGAAUCAAAUAA
Molecule: messenger RNA, 803 nt
Organism: Sitodiplosis mosellana (orange wheat blossom midge)
Lineage: Eukaryota; Metazoa; Arthropoda; Insecta; Diptera; Cecidomyiidae
Product: adenosine 5'-monophosphoramidase HINT3-like
Exons: 3
Coding region: 195-626 (143 amino acids)
Molecular function (GO): catalytic activity
Source: RefSeq, a predicted model, not a curated record